This is a messenger RNA of Capronia coronata CBS 617.96, 2385 nucleotides long. RefSeq lists its product as uncharacterized. Gene Ontology annotation, biological process: copper ion import; intracellular iron ion homeostasis; iron ion transport. The transcript has a single exon. The coding region runs from base 1 to 2385 and encodes 794 amino acids. The record is from RefSeq and is a predicted model, not a curated record. Gene Ontology annotation, cellular component: plasma membrane. NCBI's taxonomy places the organism in Eukaryota, Fungi, Ascomycota, Eurotiomycetes, Chaetothyriales, Herpotrichiellaceae. Gene Ontology annotation, molecular function: ferric-chelate reductase activity.
AUGCCUUUAUCGUCGACGGAAGCUUUGAGUCGGUUAGCUGGCAGAGACGGAGGAACAUGGUUAGCGAUAGAGGAAUCGAUGGAAGAGUUGGUGAAGAGAGUGAACAUUCCCAUUAACAGCACUACACCUCCGCCUCUUCAGGAUGCGAUCCGGCAAGACCCUUUCCACGCUGCGGGAAAGUAUGGUCUUUUGUUCGUCUAUGUGGGCAUCAUCCUCGUGGUUGUGUCGACGUUAAUGCGCAUGUAUUAUUACUGGGGCGACAAGAUCCGGACUGCUCUGUACAAAGAGGAAUAUAUCAAUUCGGCAUCUGCUACGAGCCCGCCAGGAUUCUCGCCACAGCAAGGCUACUACCCAGGAUAUCACGGUUAUGUCGACAACGAAUUACCGAGUGCCAACACGGAGGGCUCGACGAGGCAUUUCUUCCCGGCCAACGGACCGUUGACAAUGGAGAAGCCCAAGCAACAAGCAGCUAUGUCCGCAAUUGCACCCCUCAACAACACAAUUGCCUUGUUCAGAUGGAUUUUCUACCGACCGGUCCCCGCCCUUCGGAUACGAAGAUACACGUUCACAUUCCCGGCUCUAGGAGUUCUCGUGAUCAUAACUAUCUCUCUGACUGCCUCAGUACUGUACUGCUUCUUACCGAAACCAUUGUUCUACGCCUCGAUGGCCUAUGGAUCACCCCCUCUGGCGGUUCGAGCGGGAAUGAUGUCCGUCUCCCUGCUACCCUGGGUUGUCGUCUUGGCUACCAAAGCAAACCCCAUCUCAUUUUUGACAGGAAUUGGGCACGAGCGACUGAUCGUUCUUCAUCGGUGGACGGCUUAUCUCUGCACAGCCCUUGCAAUCAUCCAUGCCGUCCCAUACUGGUACCAGUCUGUAUCGGAUCCUGAUGGCUUUGCGACGUUCAAGCUGUAUUUCCGCCAGCGAUACUACAUCUUCACCACUGGCAUUGCGGCUAUCGCACCCCUGCUCUUCCUCACCCUCCAUUCACUUCCAUUUCUUCGAGCAAGGAUGUACGAACUUUUUGUCCUUCUCCACAUCCCCGUCGCGUGGGCCUUCAUUGGUCUACUUUUCUGGCAUUGCCACAACUAUCUUACCUCCUGGGCAUAUCUUUACUCAACAGUGGUGUUGAUGGCCGUCUCCCUGUUCGCCCGUCUCUUCUUCGUGAACUGGAUGAAUCCUCUGCGGGCCUCAUGGCUCAUUGGAGAAGAGUCUGCCGUUACAAUUUUGCCUGAAAACGCCAUCAAGGUCACAAUUCCGACGCAGAAGAGAUGGCGCCCGGGCCAGUAUGUGUACUUGAGAAUGCCCGGUAUCGCUGUGCUGGAGAAUCACCCCUUCACGAUUGCCUCUCUGUGCAGUCAGGAUUUCCCCUCCGAAUAUGGCGAACAAUACAGAGACAUGACCUUAGUGUUCAGACCAUUCAGCGGUUUCACUCGCAAGGUCCUCGACACCUGCCUCAAGAAAGGUCCUUACAAGACAUACCGUGCUUUCAUCGAGGGACCAUAUGGAGGCAUGCAGCGACAAAUGGCCUCAUUCGAUCAAGUGGUCUUUUUCGCCGGAGGAAGUGGCAUCACUGCCAUCGCAAGCCAGCUCCUCGACUUGAUCAAGCGCAUGCGCGACGGCAAGGCCACCACCUCGAAAGUCCACGUCGUUUGGGCAAUGAAGCGGCCAGAUAUUAUGGAGUGGUUCAAAGAGGAGCUACGAAUCUGUAGAGAAUGUGCUCCGCCCGGAUCAGUCCAAUGCCACUUCUUCAUCACCGCAGCAAGGCGCCAUGUCCCCGUACCAGUGCCUGCACCCAGAGAACACCGGCUCAGUGGGAUCCGUGAUAAAGUAACCGACGCAAUCCACAGUGUCGGAGCCGGAAGCAGACGCAACUCGGCGAUGGCAAUGGAGCCCGAGUCGGAACUCAAGCGAGAGUGUGAUGAUACCAUCACCGCCCUGCCACAGGCAUACCUCGCACCGCCACGCCAUCCUACAGCACCUCUUGGUGCGAACCCUAAUGAGACAUACUACCCGCCGCCUCCGCCCAAGGAGCAUCGCGUGUCAACUCUAUCCCAAGCCCAAAUCGACGCCACCCGCACCUUUGAUUUCGGCUUCCCACAGACCCCGACCAAGUUCCAGAAGAACUUGAUGCGCUUCGCCUUCCUCCCCACCAACGUCACUUCACAGCGUCGAGACGGCUGGCGGACGGAAUACGGACGCCCUGACAUUCCUUACAUGCUCAAAGGGCUGAGUAAGGAGUUUGGUCGACGCACCUGCGUCUAUGUCUGUGGCCCGCCGGAGAUGAGAACAGAUGUCUCGAACACGGUUGCGAAGCUUCAGAGCGAGGUCUGGAGCGAUAGUGGGAAGGAUGAGAUCUUUCUUCACGCCGAAAAUUAUGCCCUUUAG